Messenger RNA from Mus pahari (shrew mouse), 763 nucleotides. It is a transcript of the gene Acot9, whose product is annotated as acyl-CoA thioesterase 9. Gene Ontology annotation, biological process: acyl-CoA metabolic process. The transcript has 7 exons. Gene Ontology annotation, cellular component: mitochondrion. Bases 1 to 585 code for a protein of 194 amino acids. NCBI's taxonomy places the organism in Eukaryota, Metazoa, Chordata, Mammalia, Rodentia, Muridae. The record is from RefSeq and is a predicted model, not a curated record. Gene Ontology annotation, molecular function: fatty acyl-CoA hydrolase activity.
AUGAAGAAAGAGUUGGGAAAUAAUUCUGUUUUCUGUUAUUUUAUUCUCUUCUGGUUCCCUACAGUUCUUGUUUGCUAUAUGCACAACCACAAUCAUUCUACCAAGAUGUCUCCUUUAUCAAUAGUUACAGUCCUGGUGGACAAGAUUGAUAUGUGUAAACACAGCUUAAGCCCUGAACAAGACAUUAAGUUCACUGGCCAUGUUAGCUGGGUUGGAAAUACAUCCAUGGAAGUGAAGAUGAAAAUGUUCCAGCUGCACAAUGAUGAGAAAUAUUGGCCUACUUUGGAUGCAACCUUUGUAAUGGUGGCUCGAGAUUCUGAAAAUAAGGGCUUUCUUUCUUCACAGGUAUGCUUCACCCAGGACAAUUACAUUCAAGUCAGAGUCCAUAGUGAAGUGUCCUCUCUUGACAGUCGUGAGCACAUGACCACCAAUGUCUUUCAUUUUACAUUCAUGUCGGAAAAAGAAGUGCCCUUGAUUUUCCCUAAAACAUAUGGAGAGUCCAUGUUGUAUUUAGAUGGACAGCGACAUUUCAAGUCUAUGAGUACCCCAGUGGCCUUGAAAAAGGACUACCCUGUGGAGCCCUAGGAAAAUCUCACUUGUUGAAAACCAGCACUCCCGGUACUGUGACAUGGUGCCUAAUAAAGGCGUGCUGAGAAGUAUGGAUGUUCACUUUGCUUUUAUUAUCCUCCAUCGAGGGGGUUAUAUUUCAGCUUUUAGAAUGAUUGGAAANGCUGAGGGGUGAAAGAAUGAUUAAACAAUAAAA